Molecule: messenger RNA, 3093 nt
Organism: Symphalangus syndactylus (siamang)
Lineage: Eukaryota; Metazoa; Chordata; Mammalia; Primates; Hylobatidae
Gene: PARP16
Product: poly(ADP-ribose) polymerase family member 16
Molecular function (GO): NAD+ poly-ADP-ribosyltransferase activity
Source: RefSeq, a predicted model, not a curated record
AGGUGGCGCCGUGGGCAGCUGGGCGAGAGGCGGGACUUCGGCGGCGCGGCGGGAGGCGGGGCAGGAAGGCGCGCGCGGCGCAGCAGCCUCGCCCGUCGCGGAGAGUGGGCUCUGCCCGCCGUCCCCCGGGGGCUGCUUCCCGCCCCAGGCCUCCGCGGAGGACACGUGUCAGCACGUUCCCGCGGUUGUCAUUCUAUUGUCAUAGUCCCUCUCCCAGGCCGGGAACUCCUCCCCGCCACCAACCCCCGUCCCAUUAUCCCUGGGCCCAACCUCCCCGCCGACCCGCGGUCCAGGCCUCGGUCUCUCUCCUCGGCAGCGAGCCGCGGCCCAGACCCCGGCAGAGGACCCUUGUCGGCACGUUCUCACCCCAGUCAUCUCAGCCCCCUGCCUAGCUCCACCCCAAGCUUGGGAACCCGGCCCCUGACGGCCCAUUGUCCGCAGGCCCAGCCCCCGCGCUGAACGCACGCUCGUCCUUGCCCCUAACCAGCGCGUCUCCCCCGGCAACGCGGAGUGACCUGGGAUGCAGCCCUCAGGCUGGGCGGCCGCCAGGGAGGCGGCGGGCCGCGACAUGCUGGCCGCCGACCUCCGGUGCAGCCUCUUCGCCUCGGCCCUGCAGAGCUACAAGCGCGACUCGGUGCUGCGGCCCUUCCCCGCGUCCUACGCCCGCGGCGACUGUAAGGACUUUGAAGCCCUGCUUGCAGAUGCCAGCAAGUUACCUAACCUGAAAGAACUUCUCCAGUCCUCCCGAGACAACCACAAACGGACCUGGGACCUGGUGAGCUGGAUUUUAUCCUCAAAGGUCCUGACAAUCCACAGUGCAGGGAAGGCUGAGUUUGAAAAGAUCCAAAAGCUGACUGGGGCUCCUCACACGCCUGUUCCCGCACCGGACUUCCUGUUUGAAAUUGAGUACUUUGACCCAGCCAACGCCAAAUUUUAUGAGACCAAAGGAGAACGAGACCUAAUCUAUGCCUUUCAUGGUAGCCGCCUAGAAAACUUCCAUUCCAUUAUCCACAAUGGCCUGCACUGCCAUCUGAACAAGACAUCCUUGUUCGGAGAGGGGACCUACCUCACCAGUGACUUGAGCCUGGCCCUCAUAUACAGCCCUCAUGGCCACGGGUGGCAGCACAGCCUCCUCGGCCCCAUCCUUAGCUGUGUGGCCGUGUGUGAGGUCAUUGACCAUCCAGACGUCAAGUGCCAAACCAAGAAGAAGGAUUCCAAGGAGAUAGAUCGCAGACGAGCGAGAAUCAAACAUAGUGAAGGGGGAGACAUCCCUCCCAAGUACUUCGUGGUCACCAAUAACCAGCUCCUGCGAGUGAAGUACCUCCUGGUGUAUUCACAGAAGCCACCCAAGAGCAGGGCUUCGAGCCAGCUCUCCUGGUUUUCCAGCCAUUGGUUUACCAUCAUGAUAUCCCUGUAUCUGCUGCUGCUGCUCAUAGUGAGUGUCAUCAACUCCUCUGCUUUCCAACACUUUUGGAAUCGUGCGAAAAGAUAAUCUUUCUGGGCCUGGUGUGGGGGCUACCUCAACUGUGUGCCUUAUGGUCACUUGUUCUGUACCUCCUAUGCCUCAUGUCCAGCCGGACUGAGCCGAGGGGCCAGUUGGGGGACCACAGGACAAUUUUCGUAUGCCCUAAAUGUAUUGAUUGCCUUUGAUGAUGUUCCCAGCCACACUCCAGUCAACGGGGACUACUAGUCCCUCACUCUUAGGUUUUAGGGGAGCCCUUCCAUCUGCUCCUUCUUAAACUGUCCUAGGGAGUUGGCUUUUCAGCCAGGGCCAAAGGAAAAAGCCCUGCUACAUUUAAAAACAAAGUGUCCAAGCUGUCAGUGGUGUGUUUACAAUCUCUCCUGGCGGAGGUUGGCCCUUUCUCUAAUGCUUUCUGGAAGGCGGAAAAUGUGGGAACUAUAAAUCACUAGGCAGUUGCCUUGUUUUGACUUGAGACACCCAAGAGGAACAGUCAUGUUUCUCAUAAAAAUCAGUGGGAUCAUUUUUGAAUUCCAUCAGCCUUUGUAUGUGAGUGCAAAACAUUUUAACAGUUUUCUCAAAUCAACAAACAGCCUUCUCCUACAGCUGUACCUGCCCCCCUCCCCAAAAAACCAUGGAUGAGAAAGAAAGGAGUCAGGGGCCUGAUAAAAAAUACAGACUUAAUCAGCAACUCAAGUCAUCUUUUUCUAAAAAUUACCAACUGCUGAUUACAGCUGAAAUGGAACCAAAUGUUUGUUUUCUAAUUUUUUUUUUAAUAGCUGUUUAACAAAUUAGUCUUUGUGAGCUGAGUAAAAGGGGAAAUUUUUUUUUUUUUUGGAGACAGAGUCUUGCCCUGUCGCCCAGGCUGGAGUGCAGUGGCGCGAUCUCGGCUCACUGCAAGCUCCGCCUCCCGGGUUCACGCCAUUCUCCUGCCUCAGCCUCUCCCAGUAGCUGGGACUACAGGCGCCCGCCACCACGCCCAACUAAUUUUUUUGUAUUUUUAGUAGAGACAGGGUUUCACCGUGGUCUCGAUCUCCUGACCUCGUGAUCCGCCCGCCUUGGCCUCCCAAAGUGCUGGGAUUACAAGCGUGAGCCACCGCGCCCGGCCUAAAAGGGGAAAUUUCUAAACCUAGUGCACUGUUUGGCCAGUGUCCACAGCCUCUUUCCUGGCUGUGUUUUAGAGAAAGGGAUUUGAGCUAUAGGCUCGCCUCCUGUUCUCAUUCUCACAAAGCUGCCUUGACUGUGGCCUGCAACCAUGAGUGCCAUGCUUUCAGGCCUUCUGUGGCCUACUGGCCUUCAAGACAGAGGCCUGCCCCAGUGUGCCACAGAUCCAUGUGGAUGGAGCCUCCUUCAGAGGGGACACAGGUCUUUGGGACUCAGCCUGGGCUGUAAUGUGUAGGAAAAGCCUUCUGGCCACCCAGAGAGCCGGAGCCCACCUUGCUGUAUUCUCUGCUCCCUUCUUCCUGCUGGGUUGUAGCCAUAAUAGAGCCCUGUACGAUUUGGGAGUGAGAUUUCUAUAAAGAAGAGGAAAAAUCAUUUUUCUAUAAUUUGUAAAGUUGUGAAAGAGCCACUACCACAGUUUUUACAUUGAUUAUUGGAACAUUUCAGAAUAAAUAAAGAUAUUUUCUUAAUGA